GCAGCUGCUGCACGGCUUACAAACAUCACCAACACCACAUCACAGCAGGCAUUCCAGGCGCAACCGCGGCAGUACGCACAGCUUCACAACGACACGCUUCUCGAGCCCAGCAGAGACCGGUGCAUGCCCAAGUAAUCAGCACCUGCAUACUGUUGACAAGAAUCGAAUCCUCCACGAUGACUGUCGAAAUCGGCUCGACUGGCGAAUUUGAUCGCACCCUCAGUGGUAAUGCUGUUGUUGUUGCAGACUUCCACGCCACUUGGUGCGGCCCAUGCAAGAUGAUCGCGCCGACCUUCGAAUCGCUCUCAACCAAGUACGCCAAGCCCGGCAAGAUCGCCUUCUGCAAGAUCGACGUCGACAGCCAGCGCGAUAUUGCCUCUCGAUACAGCGUCCGAUCCAUGCCUACCUUUAUCAUCUUCCGCAGCGGGUCCGAAUUCAAGCGCAUCGCCGGCGCCGACCCGGGCAAGCUUACCAGCGAGGUCAGCGAGGCCGCCAAGCUGGCUGGUGCGGUCUCUGCGCCGUCAUUCACGACACCUGGCAGGACGCUUGGUGGCUCAUCCGGCCAGAAGCUAGGGUCUGGCGGUGGUCGUGCUGGUCGUGGCUGGUCCAUUCCGAGCCCGACCAAGUUCUUGAAUGCCUUGAUCACCUUCUUCGGCUUGUAUUUCGUAUCACUGAUGUCGUUUGAUCCCUACAAAGCCGCGGAGAACUCGAAUUUCAAUGUCAACAGACCGAAUGCGCCGCCUUCCGCUGUGCGAGGUAACGGCCAGAAGGUCGGCGGGCCAGGAGCAGCUCGCCCUUCAGGUGGCGUUCGCACCCUGAAGGACCUGGGAGGCAGCUGAAUGUCAGACUAUCGUCAUUGGGCCUUCCUUUUGCACGUACGGCGUUUAAAGCGAUUCUUGACUAGUUAAAUGGACUUGGGUCCUGUUGACCCACCUCUCUGGGUGUCCUCGUGUAUUCCCAUUGGGGAAAGCCAAAGGGUCUGCAUCAUUCUCAACCAAAAUGACUUAUACACUCAUUCAGUUUCAAUCAUGAAGCGACAGAUGAAGGCUGUAAAAUGGGCGUCUAGUAGGAUGUGG
Molecule: messenger RNA, 1076 nt
Organism: Microdochium trichocladiopsis
Lineage: Eukaryota; Fungi; Ascomycota; Sordariomycetes; Xylariales; Microdochiaceae
Product: thioredoxin
Exons: 3
Coding region: 177-839 (220 amino acids)
Molecular function (GO): protein-disulfide reductase activity
Source: RefSeq, a predicted model, not a curated record